ACUAGAUCUAGGUUUAGACAGGAAAUAAAAAGAAGAAGAGAUUGACGACCUGAGAUUCUCGGUUUCGUCUCUUACUUCUUGGUAUUAUGCACAACCGCCUGCUACCUGGUAGCUAAAACUAAAGGCCAAGCGACCAGUUAAGAGCUCAGCGACAAGGUAAGUGUAGGCACAGUCGGAGAACUAUUUGUAAGUCGACGUGAUUGGUCACCAACACCAGCAUAAGUAUUUUCAUCAGAGAACAAAUUCGGAAUGGAAGAUGUUGAGUUGGUAGAAAGAUACAAAGCUAGGUCGUAGAACAUACAAGCGCAGAAAGAGUUUUAAAGUGCCGAUUGGUGAUCAACAGUUUUGAUUGGCAGAUCUUGCAGCGUUUGAAAAGAAUUGAUUAACCCCUGUUUGAAAAUUAGCACCGACGCGACGACAUAAUUGGCAUCUUGAACACUUGCACGAACAAGAAACAUAGCCCAGUAUAUGAUCGCAAGAUUAAGUCACAGGAAAAGUAUCCAUUCACUUCCAUCGCUGUUAGUGUAACUGUUAACGUUUUGUAGUGAACAACAAGUACAACAAGGUCAAGGAGUAUAUUGGGGCCACGGGGACUACAUCUUCAGCAAAGGGGGACAGAUGAGUGGAGAAGCAAACGUGGACGCUGACCUGGCGAGACUCUACAAAGAGCUUCCCAGUAGCGUUCAGGACGAUAUUCGGAAGCGCGUAGACGCCCACGGUGGCGGUUCAGAAUCGGAGCGCUUUUUCUUCUACAAGACGGCAGUCGAAACUGAGUACAAGAAAUUUCGCGCCUCAGCAUCUGCAGGGGGGCAUACAGGUACCACCUACUUAAUAAAUAAGAUUUUUAGUAAGACUCAAGAAGGAGCUCUAGUACAGAUUUGGAUAUCUCUUGACAGGUUAGUGCUAGCUUAGAUUAUCCGAGACGAAGAACUAGCGGAACAAGAAUUCUCCCCUUUUAUUUCAUCAUGACUUAUCAACAUGAACAUCUUCUAAUUGUUUUUUAGGUAAGUUAGCAGGCGCAGGCGCAUCCAGUAUGGGAGGCUCAACACUCGCGUCGUAUGUUGCUCGCGUGCGGGCGAGCGCGGAAAAUCCAACAUCAGCGGUCGGAGAGUCUCUACUAGAUAGCUACCUAACGAAAUUGCAAGAGCACUUUGCCUCAGAGGCGAGUAAACGAGACUGGACACGCGUGGAUUUGCCAAGCGAACAAGAAAUGCGAGAUCGGGUUUUCCCUAAACUAACGGACGCAAGCCUGAUGAACAAAGGACCCUUCGAUAGAGGCGAGGCGACUCCUGGUCGCAACGGAGCCUCUAAUGGAAUGAGCCAGUCUGUUAUGAACCCCGCAGUAUCGGCGAAGUCUGUGGCACCAGCGCCACCGGCAGGUAUGACGCCAGGGGUUGCAGGAGCGGGUGCUGCAGGUCAACACGGCAUGUGGGGCGCAGGCGGCUGGGGUGGAGGUCAAGGAGCACCGGGUAUGAUGGGAUAUAACCCAGCCAUGAUGCAACAGCAAAACAUGAUGAUGAACCAGAUGAGCCCUCAAAUGAUCAUGCAGUAUUAUCAGCAAAUGAUGUACAGCGGCCAAAUGACCCCACAGAUGGCAGCACAUUAUCAGCAGCAGAUGCUGUACGCCCAGCAGCAGCAGGCGAUGCAGCAGCGAAGGCAUCAGCAGCAAGCGCGCAUGAACCAGGCAGCGAGCGGGGGAGUCGCAAGUAUUCACGCACAGCGUGCGGCGGCAAUGGCUGCCCAGAAUAUGGUGGGCGCUGGAUCUGCAACAAGCAGUAGCACACCUGGCGCUGCAACCGGCGCAAAUGCGACAACGCCAGCUCAACAGAGUCCCUUUGAUGCGACAACACCGUGGCCAACUGCGCAGAAGACCGGACCACCUCCGGCUGCCGGUGGGGACGCGAGUUCUUUUGCUGGCGCCUCAGCGAAUGCUACGUCCAGCAAAACCCCAGGCGGAAAUCAUUUGAGGCCCUUUGGCGUGCUCGGUGCAGGUGGUGGCUUUUCAAUGUCCGGCCCAAAGUAUGGCAAGGCUGGUCCUCCCGUCUUUCCUACGGGGGGAGGCAGCGGGAUGAUGCGACAAUUUGUCGCCGGCGGCCAGCUAUCCACCUCCUCGACAUCUGCGACCCUGGGUGCGACAGGCAUCACGUCCACGCUAGUUCCCGCGGGAAGUAUGGGAACAGCUGGAAGUAGCACUUCCUUCGACCAGAAACGGCGGAGGCGUUCAAGGAGUCCGCGUGGAGGGCGUCGUAGUUCCUUCGACAGCCGGUCAGGCAGUCGGUCGCGUGGUGGCCGAAGUCGUAGUCGAAGUCGACGCCGCGGAAACCGACGCCGCAGCUCUCGAUCUAGGUCUCGAGAACGCGGCGGCGAAGAUGGAACUGGUGCGUGGAACAAGUGGUCUGCUGCAGCCGGAGCUAAACGUGGCGCAAUGCCGGAGUCGACCCCACAGCCCAAAGAUCGAAACACUACGGAAUGGCGAGACUGGCUUAGAUCGGAAUUCCAAUGGGUCAUUGGAGAAUACGGCGGCCCAGGAGUCCCGAACGUAGCCAGCGACGCCAUGCAGCACUUUGCUCGUGAAUACAAGGUUCCAGCGAAAAAAGUCAAGGACGCACUUGGUAUCAUCUUCUUGAUUCUAUUUGGAUUUUUUGAGUUUUUUGUGUUUCUCCAUCUUCUUGAAAACGAAAUAUUAAUAUUUAGUAGAGUCAGUGACCUUUUGCACGGUCAUCAAUGAGAAUAUAAUUGGGAUUGUUCUUGUUCUUACUCUUAGAAGAUCUCGUUCUCGCUAAUCAUCCAUCGCUCGCGAGAAGUUAUGUUAGUUUAAUCAUGUGAAUGUGAUCCCUCAUAGUCAUUCAUUUUUUUCCCCCCUGCAUUCUAGGUAUUCCGCCUGGACGUUAUGUGAGUCAGAUUCGGCUAAAACUGCAAGGUCGAGCGAAUUUUAUCGAUGGCACUCUUAGCUUGGCUCAGGUUAUGCCAGAAGCUGGAGGCGACGGAGGCGCGGCCGCAACGUGGGCCGACGAUCCGAAUAUGAAAGCGAAGAAGAAAGAGCGAGAGAACCGUUUCAAGGACUUGUCUAGUGGUUAUAGUUACCGCAGUCAAGACUGGGGUCAGAAUUGGGAUGACGACGACGACUUGCCGUUUCGCGCCAACCUAGAUAGUGAAAAACCACUGGUGGGCUUACUCGACGCCAUGUGCAGUGACGCGGAAAUCACCGAUCGCGAGAACACCCGCCAGCUGGACCGGUUCGAGAUUUCCACAAAAUCGAAGAGCAAUGGAGUCCAAUUGACAACGAACAUGGGGACCAGUUACAACACGCCAGCACUCCUGCAAAAUGCGGCUGCGCCCGUCGCGAACAAAGCCUUUUGCGUUAAGAAGUAUCAGCGUUCUAGUGCUGAUAAACAGUACCAGGCGAAAGAUAUCCGAACUCUACAGGCUUGCUGGCGCAGCGUGGUCUACCUCUUCACAGAUAUCAUCGACCUCGACACCAAGGUGCCGCAGGGCAAAUACAUCUUCACAGAUCCGGUACAUUUUUAGUAGAUUUGAUUCUCUUGGCCUUGGUCUUCUACAUCUACAAUCUAUCUUUGGGGAUGAUGUACAACAUGUAAGUACUUAACGAAUAAAUAUUUACAAUGUUACAAGAAGCACCAGAUUGUGUCGUUCUACUGCUCUACAGGUUGUCAACAUGCUCAACGAAGCAUCAAAUCCAUCCUCUACCAGGUACGGUAUAUCCAGAUUUAUAGUUUUAUUCGCGACCGCAUUCGCGCGGUGCGUGUGGAUUUGCAUGUGCAGCAGCCGCUGUCCACUACCACUGAGCCGUAUAUGAAGACGCACGAGGCUGCGUUCAGGUUUGAGUUGCUAAGUAACUUUCUCGCCAAGGCGAAUUAUGUCGCAGAGCAAACGGACGUGAAUAGUACAGAAAAAUACGAUGAGAGGAUGGCAAUGCGUGCCAUUAGUCAAACUAUUGAGCCAUUGCUUCACGCAUACCGCAUGGCACGUGAGAAAAGGCUAGAACCAACUAGAACGAAGGAAAGACUAAAAGAUCUUGCAGCAGGGUCAACAGCACUUCCAGGAACCGCGGGAGACAACCAAGCAGCAUACAUAUCCGAAGCCGAAACAUCGAUACUAAGGUAAUCAAAAUACCUUACGAAAAUACAGGAUCACUAGUUGUACUUGAAGAUGCCCGACAAGAUGAUCUAAGAAUAUUCUGCCUCUCUCGUCGUGGUCUUGUUCUUCUCAAGUGCGUGCUAUACAACGAAUAAUUCUAGAAUGACUAAUAUGAACGAUGCGAAUAAUCCCUGUUAUCCUGGUACAAACUACAGGUAUGUCAUUUUAAUGCAGCUGGGAGAAAGCGAAAGGGUUUUGUCACAGCUGCAAAAAAUGGAAGGUGAGCUUUUAAAAGAUCCUAGGAUAGUAGAAGUUCUGGAUCUUUUCAGUGCUUAUCAGAGUGGCGACUUCGCUGAAUUUUUCAAGUUCUACAAGCGGUGCGACUUCCUGUCUGCUGUGUGCCUUGCUCCACUGGUACUAAGUUCACCUUACUUUUUUGCAUGUCUAGGUUCAAUUUUUGUGGACGUUUGACUCUUUUUGAUGUAGAAAAACAACUUGGCUUUUGCUGCAAACACAAAUAAAUAUAAGGCAAGUAAGAUUAGUUACGUAUCAUCUUCGAUCAUAUUGACCCCCGACUGAUCCUCCUCCCAGGUCGACGUAAUGCGGUACAAGCGGCUUGUAUGUAUGGUGCGCGCCUGCCAUGGUAGUUUGGGGGACCAAAUUCCAUUGGAGUCUUUAAUGGAGAGUCUGUGUUUGACGGAUUCUUACAGAGCACAAGAGUAUUUUGAAUUUUGCGGUUUCAAAGUUCAAGAGAAAGGCGAGCGUGGUCUUGUGGUUGUGGUCCCCAAGCGGCCCGAGCUCUCCGCCUACCGCAGCGUCGACAGCGGAGACUUGUCAAGCACAACGGACGCAUCGUCUUCCUCAAGGUUACAGUUGUUGAACUUGAAUGGGAAAGCCUAUUACACGACUAAAGCAGAAAUAUCGGCUGCCAUGAAGCCCUUCUACAUGGCUUUCGGUGCUCGUGACAGUCUUCUGAUUCAGAAAUACCGAGACACGAAGCAUACGCGAGCGCAGAUCAUUUUCGGCGAAGCCGACAUUUCCAAACAUGACUGCGUUGCCCUGCAAAACACUCCCCGUGGAAUCACUGCGUCCGUCCUCAACGGCGCUGGUCCCCCAGUCCGCCGUCUGUCCGGCAAUGUACCUCCAGCAGGAGCGCGUCGCUCACUCCGUGUUGCCCGCGGCCGGGCCACCAGCCCGACACCGGUUUCAACACCCAGCAGCGACCAGUAACAAGGACAAUCAAAACUACGAGACACAGAACUACUAUUACUAGAAGAAGUUUUUUCAAUGAGUCGAGACGGUCAACAUGGAGAUCAGAUUCUCCUUUUUGUGCAGCAGCAUGCUUGUCCAGAUGUCGAUGUGCUUGAAAAGGAUGCACUUCCUCUACUGGAAAAUCACGCCCAGCUCUAAUACAUGAAUGUCGUGGCCGCGGAACAACCGAGCGCAUAUGAAAUUCAGAACGAAGUAAGAUACGACAUGGAAGUUGUUGGUGAGUCCCUUGACGACGACAUGAUUCUUGACGUUGUCUUGUGUGGAGGUUGUAAUUGCUGAUGCUGCAUCAUCGAGAACGUCAUUUUUCGUCAAAAAACACGGAAGAUGAUUUAGAUGUACUGACAGCAAGCACGAGCUGCAUUCUUGAGGCGCCUUUAGCGAUCAACCUACAACCUAUCUUCAUACAUUGGGCACGGAGGUUGUGGAGGACGAGGUACUUGCGAGUGCGUCCGCAGGUGGAAGGUUCGAAGUGGAGGUCAUGUUAUGUCCGAAACUCAAACUUCGCAGCUUCGACGGGGUUGCUGUAGUAAGUUGAAGCAGACUAUGGGCUUCCUCUGAAAUAAAGUAAGCAAGAUUGUAGCGAGCAUAGCUGUCCUAUGGGGAGUGCGUCUGGGUCUGUAUGUGCGAUUACCGUUGCUUGUAGUUCUUCGUGUGAUGUCGAGGUAGUAGGAUGAAACGAAGAACAACAGCUGCGCGGAUGCAUUUUUCCAAGCAGGCCGGUUUUGCGAUGAAAAUUGAAGCCCAUCCAUGAUCAUGCAUUGCCUUGCAACCAAAAUCAGAUCUUGCGUGCCCUUGGUAUACUUCCAAAUGUCGCUCUGCGCUCAUCUUUCCGUUUGCCUACCUGCUUCUUGUCCCUCUUGUUGAAAUCAGUAUGAGGAUUACAGCUUCUUGGGUGUGCUUCGUGCAGAGAAAUAGUCUUCUUCACCAGCGUUGGGUGCGUGCCAAGAACAAUCUACUGCUCAGUUAUCAUCUACAUCUUCUUGCGCAAUUGGGGCCUGCCGUAGAUCAUCAUAUCUUUCGAAGCUCGUAGCCACAAACAUCCCGCAGUUGAUCAGACGAUUAUCAUCCGAAGAUCGACAUACGAAUUCGCAUCUCCAUUCUUCUUCCACCGCUUUUCUUGUGUCGUUCGUCGUUGGCCCUUUUUCUCUAUUCGAAUCUGUUUAGACACUUCAUCUAGCCGGACGAGACAGAUUUUCUAACUCCAUAGAUCUUUUUCUGGAUCUGGGAACAGUAGUGCAAAGCCUAGUUGUAUAACGACCACAUACUCAUCUAACUUUUUAUUGUCACCCUCACCCUUCGCUUUCUAUCUUGUCUUGUUUAGAACCUUUGUGUUUGGCUUCCCUUCGUCAACUAAAAAAACGGCACAGUGGAGGCUAAAAGACAUCUGGUUGAGGCGAGCACCAAGAGCACACGCCUCCCAGCUAUGAUAGUAGUGAAAUGAAAAUGUGUCCGGAGAAGUUAGGUGGCUCCUGUGGUCUUGUUGUAUCGAGUUGCUUUUGCUGAGUAUAUGAUAAUGUUGACCCUUGGCUUCGACUUCGUCUGAUGAUUUUUAGGAGAAAUUUUACUCAUUAUUUUGCUGCCAUGCAUUCAAAUUCAAUAUCUCCACUCGAUUUUCAUCUCACUUACGUCACCACGCCUCUGCGGAAGAAGUUACUUGAUCUCUGAGAUUGAUUUCUGUUUACUUGGAUACUUACUUAAUACUGUUCAUAAGUAGAUUAUAUUGAUAGAUUAGAUUUAGAAACAAGCAGAAUACUAUCCUACAACUUGUGAUAAGGAGGGAAACGAAAACCAAUUCAUCCUUUCUCGAGGUUCAUCAGCAGCAGAUCAUCCUAAUAUCGCCAGGUACAUUGUGCAUCGGAGCGGAUCUUCAAUCAUCAAACACUAGCACUAGGGCCAGUACUUCUUCUCGCAGGCGUAAUACCAUUUUAGUCAACUUCUUAACUGUUUGAUUAUUGCUCAAUAAGAAUAAAUAUCAUCUCGUCGUGUGCGUGAUGUUUCGUGAUCAUCGGCUUUCCUCUUUCUUCUUUCCUCUGUCAGCCUCCGUUGGUUACAAGGCGUGACCCUCUUCUUUUCUUUUACGUGUUGACAGUGCCUCGCUCUCGUCGUUUUGUGGGCGUUAAUGCAACGUGGGAUUACCGGUUUCCGCACGUACAAAGGGCGCCGCCGAUGACUCGCUCCAGGAUGCGUAGCUAAUGUCAAGAGGCAAUGAGCGCACAAGGGUAUGGUCAAGAUCAGCUGCAGGGGCUCGACAGGACGAUUCGAAGCGAUAAAAACGUGGCAGCAGGUGUGCUACCUACAUCAGCAAUGAAUGUGAUAGUGAUGGAUACGUGGCAAGGCUGAGGCCACAGAGCGCGCGAUGGAGACUGCCGCGAACCGGAACCGACAUGGCGACAUCUGCAGGCAAGAGGAGCAAAGCACGAGAACCACUAGGAGAACAGUAAGAAGUCGGCGAAUUGCGGGAGUAGCAAAGUUAUGAUACGAGCGAUGACAUGAACAAGAAGAUGAUCGCUAAGACGGUAGCACUGGGUAAACGCAUGUAAGAAGUUGAUCUUUCGUUGAUUACUUCGUUCUGAAAUAAUUGUUGAAAGAUGAAAGAUAGGAGUAUGCUACUUUGUAGGAUUAUGAUUAAGGUUGAGGUUUUUUAUUUGCGCAACACUAGACGGUUUGUCAGAAAGAUAGCGUCUUGCUCAGACACUGUGUAGCAUGGACAUGAAGAACAAGCAAGGGAGAGGUCCCUCAGAGUUGGAUCCCACAACAAACAAACCUAUGGUUUAAAAAGAGAAGGAACUUCCCGAGAACAUCGCUCAAGGAAUUUUUCACACCCCGACCCACGCAUCAGCGAAUGAGGUUUUUCCCAUUAAUUUUCCAAUAUGAGAACUUUGAACGAACAUCCAAAACAAGAAGUUGUCUUUUUGGAUGAAGCAGGCGAAU
Molecule: messenger RNA, 8301 nt
Organism: Amoebophrya sp. A25
Lineage: Eukaryota; Dinophyceae; Syndiniales; Amoebophryaceae
Source: the annotation of a GenBank genome assembly